AGCGCGGCUUCCCGGGCCAGCGGCGCGAUGGGCUGCGGGAACUCCACCGCUACCAGCUCGGGCGCGGGCCGAGGCCCCGCGGGAGCAGCUAAAGAUGUAGCAGAAGAAUCGAUAACAGAAGAUGACAAGAGGAGAAACUAUGGAGGAGUAUAUGUUGGCCUUCCAUCUGAAGCUGUCAGUAUGGUGUCCAAUCAAACCAAGACUGUACGAAAAAAUUAGAGGAAAAUAACAUCCUGACUCAAUAAUCAAGAGCUUKCUCAUCAAUUUGGAAGGAGUUAGGCCCCAGGGACAUUUCAACGUGCACAGACAUUCCCAAGGAAAUUCUAAAGUCACCCCCUCCCCAAUCCUAAGUGAAAGAAAGCAUGGGCGCAGUUCACAGUGACAGCAGAGGGAUCCGGUCAGGCAGUGUGCUUUUUAUGGACUCUGUGGCUCGCCCAGGAAGACAAGCACAGACUGUCUGGAGGCCAUUGUCCAGCCUGGGCUGUCGUGCUCCAGCACUGUCACUGGCCACUCAGCUUGUGGAUGUCAUGUCUUUUCUCUGAUACUUUUUGGAUAAUUUUUAUAUAACAAAAUCCUUAUUCUAUUUAUAACUUUAGAUAAUAAGGCAUUAUAAAUGCAUUACCUAAAGUAAAAUAUUUGGCCUCUUAUCUUUCAC
Urocitellus parryii (Arctic ground squirrel) is the source of this 655-nucleotide messenger RNA. It is a transcript of the gene C5H12orf75, whose product is annotated as chromosome 5 C12orf75 homolog. NCBI's taxonomy places the organism in Eukaryota, Metazoa, Chordata, Mammalia, Rodentia, Sciuridae. The record is from RefSeq and is a predicted model, not a curated record.